Messenger RNA from Adineta ricciae, 7531 nucleotides. The record is from the annotation of a GenBank genome assembly. NCBI's taxonomy places the organism in Eukaryota, Metazoa, Rotifera, Eurotatoria, Adinetida, Adinetidae.
AUGAGUUUCUUCAAAAAAAUCUAUAGUACAUUCAGCGGCAAAAAUAAUACGUUAUCUGAACCGGUUAAAUUAAUUGGUCAUAUUUUUGAUGAACACAGUGAGGGUAUACCAUUCUAUGAUUUUGUCUUAACACGUUUCGAAAACUUUGAUCAAACGAAUCAAGACCAAGAAAAUAAAACAUUUACAAAUGAUUUUGAUUUUAUUGUUGAAUGCAUUAUGACUAGCUUAACAACGGUCGAAUUAUCGAAAAAAUUCCCAGGCCGGAUUGAUGCAUAUCUAUAUAUGUUUCGUCGAAUCGCCGAGUAUUUGAUAAUUGUUAAAAGAGCAACGACUUGGACACGCAGCCAUGAAGCAAAUGUUAAAGCUUUGAAGGAAAAAAUAUAUGAAUUAUUAUCGAAAGUUUUCAUUGACAAUAAAGGUUUACAACCAAAUCUUUCAAUGACAGACAAAGAUCAAUUAAGAAAAAUGAAUGUUUUGCAACAUUUAGAGUUAAUAACGAAAAUUGAUGCACAAACAUUACCUUUAUUUUUUGCUUUCAUUAAAUUAUCAUUUCAAGCAUCUCUUGCACUCGGCGAGAAUCUACAAUGGAAACGAAUCAUAUCCAAUGUGCAAGAUUAUGAAAUUCCUUUGCAAGAGUUUGUGUCGAAGUAUAUUGACUCUGAAUUAGCAUUUCGACAAUUUCCACUUGAUUUACCUGGAUUUAUUGAACUUAUUAACAAAAAGUCUAUACCAAAAAAUUCAUCUGACUCACCAUUCAAUAUUUUCAUACGUCUCUGUAAAUCAUUAAAUUUGAAGAUAGAUGAGUUCUUUUGGCAAUUUCGACCCAUUUUUGAAAAUGGUUUAAGACAAAAGUCUUUUACAUUUCCACAUAUUAGUAGUUUCUUGUGUAUGCUUGGUGGUCAAGAAAUGUUUUUUGAUCAAUACUUGUCGAGUUAUGCAGCCAGUGUCGAUCUCGAUGAUUUAUGGACAACGUUUCUUCGAAUUGCAACAGAACGUGAAAUGAAUGCUAUUAUUCAAAAGCAUCUCGGAUCCAAACUCAUGAACCGUACGAUGAAUACAUCUAUCUCUAACUUUAAACGUUACACAAAACUGGUAAUAGAAUGUAAAUUAAAGGUCAAAGAAGAGCAUCGUUCACGCUUUUUGGAAAUAUAUGAAAAAGUAUUUCAUGGGUUUAUAAACAAACAACUCACCGAUGAACAAUAUUCGUAUAAAUACUGUAAACAAGAUCUUGAACAAUUUUUAUUUGUUGGUCUUGAAUUAUCAACAACACAUGAUUUACAACAGCCAUCUUUCUUACUCAUUCUUCAUCGUUUAUUAUUCCGAAUGUACACUCAAGUAUCGAAUAGAGUUGACAAGAUUCAAAGACUGUUUCGAAACCUAAGUGAUUUCGAUCAAGAUCUCUGUGAGAAAAAUGAUCCGAUAUCCAUCAUUAAAGACGAAUGGUUAGAAGAAUUUCUGCUGCGCAUUCCUGACGAUUUCUUACUUGAUAUAAAAUCGUACACUUAUAAACCUUUAUGUGAUAGCCAUCAUAACAAUCGCUGGACAAUUUAUGUGUGGAAAAGGAUAAUACGUUUAAGUAUUCUUCGAUCAAAACAGGACAAUGUAAGUGACACACUGAAUAAAUUAAACGAGUGGAUGAAAGUAGUUCAGCAUAAUGUUUAUAACAAAUCGGAUACAUUAACAAUCCUUUUAGUUAUUAAUUUAUUUGAAAUGCUUAUUGUUAAAUACACUAAAUCAGUGUUAUCUCUUCCAAACAUUGAAGUCAUACUCAAUUUCGUUGAAAAUAUUCGACAAGAAGAAAUGUAUGAAAUCGAUACAAAACAGUUGGAUGAGUUUAUGACAAGUGGACUGAAAUCAAUCGAAAAUCUUUUACUUUUAAAAGGAUCAUGUUCAACGUAUCGUGUUUUACACAAUUCGACAAUUGCUUACUUUUUCCUUCCUAAAAUAGAUAUUCAACAAAUAUUAACUGAUGUUAAUCCACAGCAAUACAAAUUUCCUUCGUUGCCACGAAAAACUGAACUGUUUAUUUCAUCUAUCCCCAAAGACAUCAGCACCACAUUAACUGAAUCGAAAGAAGAAUAUUUUAAAAGAUUUCUUGAACAAGUGAAUGAAUGGUUACAAUGGUUUGAUAGAUUUCUUACAAUUUCCUUAUAUAUUAUUGAAUGGCUUAAGAAUUUGAAUGUUGAUGGAGCUGCUCAAUUACUUCGAGAUAUUCAUAAUGCCAAAGAUAAUUCCUCAACAACCGUUAUCCAAAUGAAAACAAUCGUUGAACGAAUUUUAAAACUUUUUCAACCAUUUAACGAUCUUCAACGACUUUGUCAUUUAUUUAAUUGUUUAACUUCAUUUCAAAUGAUUGAUGGCGGUGAAUUAAAUACUCGUAUGGAUUCAGCGAAUUACAUUCGUGAUUUAAAACGACUACAACCUAAUAGUUCGUUUCAUAUACCUGCAAAGACAAUAAUCUCAAAGUCGUUUCCUAUUCAAGAUCGUCAACAUGUUCAAUGGUCAAUAGCCAGUGAUAAAUUUCCAUGCGAUAUUGAAAUUCAAUAUAGCUUAGCAGAAGUACAAGGUGACAUCAAAUUGUUAUAUAAGAAGAAGAAGAAGAACGUCGCUGUUGAAAAACAUGUUUUACAAGGAGAAUUUGAAACACAACGAGCUGGUCAAUUGACCAUAACAAUUGACAAUGAAAAGCUUCAUAAUCCGCGAACUGUUUGGUAUCGAAUUAUUCAAACUUCACUGUCAACGUGUCAUUUAUUCAAUGGAAUAUUCAAUAUGUUUUCCCAAAAAUAUCACAAGCGAUUCGCUGGAUCAAUUAAAGAAAAAGAAAUAGCCGAGUUACUUGACAAAGUUUUCCAAUUUAUCGAUAGUGUUCUUGAUGGAAGUGUUAGUCUGAGAGAUAUGACCGAUUUGAAAUUAGUAUUCUGCGAUAAGAAUAUUCAUAUUCGAGAAGAAGUUCAAAAACUUUUUAUGAAUCGUUCAUCGAACAAUGGUACAAAUCGACAACGUUCAUCAACAGUUAUUGUAGCCAAUCCAACAGAUAAGGAAAUUGAACAAGUUUGUGAAUGGCUUCAAAUUUUUCAGUAUUACAGUCAUAUUAAUAUUAUUCUUAAUUGUAUCGAACAAUUUGAUAUCCUAUCAGCUGAUGAUGACGAUGAUUUUAUUAAUCAUUUAAAACGUUUGCGUGAUGAAAAUUGUUCACUGAAAGAAAUAACUCAGGCGUACAAUACCUUAAAGAAACAAUUUCAAAAUCUUCAAGGUCAACAUUUGCAACUAAUUAAAACUGCAUCUGAAUGUACAUUGAUUAUUGGAAUUAUGAAAAAAUCCGAUUUAUAUUCAGCACAUGGACGCCGACGAUUUCAAGAAUUACGAGACAAUUUAACAACUCAAUUUCAACUUCAAGAACGUAAUAAUAUGAUAUUAAAUUCUUGGAUUAUCGCUUAUGCUCUCUGCGAACCAUUUGUCCUUAAAGCGAAUAAUUUCGAUGAAUUUGUUGAUCGUAUUGCAAAAUUAUCGAAUUUUGAAGAACAUUCGGUGAAACAUAUUCAAAUUGUUAAUGAAAAUGCACAAAUGAUCAAAAUGUGGUUAUCAGCCGAGGAAACAACAGUGUUAGAUAAUGCUUUAAUAACAAUGGAACAUUUAUAUCGAACUGGAUCAGUCAAAAUAUGUCUCCGUCGUUUACUCAACGAAGAAUCUUUUUUCGAAAUUGGAUAUUCGAUUAAAAAGCUUGCAAAUGAAAAUGAAGAUGAAGAUGAACAAAGAUCAGACGUUUUGAAGUUUACCUUAACAAAAAGUGAUAUCGACGAUCACAAACGUCAGUUAACAUUUUGUAAUGUUGAUCUUCAAGAAAAUAUGCUUCACAAAAAGAUUUUACUGACUGAACAAUUAAAUUUAUUACGAACUGUUGAAGAUAUUUACAACAUUUUUUGUAAAUUAGAAACAGCGGGUCAUCCAGAAUAUCAACUAAGAGAAGAGAACUAUGAUAUUCAUGAUCGAACAGAUGAAAUAGAUCAUUUAUUAUCGGAUUUACGGAAUGAUCACCAAAUUCGAGAAAAUCGAUUAAAACGCGCUGCUGAAACACUUACCAAAAAUUUAGAUUUGAUUCAUCGUUCAUUACAAGCCAAUUACGACAUGUGGAUUCAUAAUUUAGAGCGAUACAGACAAGAUCAUCAUCUAUUGUACUUGUUUUCGAAUCGACAAAUAAUGAUUCUCAUCAUUCUUUUAACAAGAUCAACAACACAAAAUCAAGUUAAAUGUCAAUUUUUAGAGAAAGUAUGUCUUUCUGAAGACAUCUUUCGUCAUAGAGAUAAUGAAAUGAAAUUAACUAUUCAAUGUUUGAUUCAUUAUUUACGUUCGUUAAAACUCAACGAUUGUGAUUUGUCCGAAAUGAAUAUCACACAUCACUAUGAAACUCAUCGAAUCGAACCAAAUUCCAAUGCAGAAACAGCUUUAAAGAAAUUAUCUCAAUUCUUAAGUGAAAUUUUCAACAAUGGGCGAGAAUUAUUUCAAAGAAAUCAUGGAAAUAAUGAAAAUCAACAGUAUCUUGUUACAAUAAAUUCGACACAACACAAUCGGAUUGAAAAGACACCUAUUGAACAUAAUCUCGAUUUGGAUACUUGUUGUGUUCUCUUAAAUCUUUUUCAAGAUCGUUUACCAUCCGCUUAUCAAAUCUUAUGGUGUUCAACUGCCAAUGAAGAUGAUAUUCGAUUGUUUUUCUUACGUAUACGAACAUUUCGUUAUUUGACAUUUGUUGUUAUGAAUAUUGAUCAAAUGCAUCAUCGUCUUCGUGAAAUUCUUUUGAACGAACAAGAUGAAUUAACAAAACAAGAGCAAACACAUGGAACUGUUUAUUAUUUUUCAAAUGAAUUGACAACAAGUCGAAAAGGAUUAAGAUUCUUUCAUAUUCCACCAAAGUUUCGUCAACCACAUCAUACACAUUCACAAAUAACACGACUGUUUGAGCAAAAUAACUGGAUUCAACCACAAAUUCAAAUCAUCUGCGGAGUCGCUGGAAUUGGAAAAACCCAUCUGAUUAAUACAAAAUACAAAACUCCUGAAACAUCUUGUUUCAGUAUCAAUGAUACAUUAAAUUUAUCCAUGUUAAUCACUUCAUUUCUUUCCUAUGACGCAAAGUUACUAAAUACUGAUCCGUGUGUUUCAUUCAACAUAUCAAUUCAUGCGCCAUUUGAACAAUUGAAUCGUACUCUUCUCUCGUUAUUUAUCAGUAGAACAUUAACUGAUAAUACAACUGGUUUAACAUAUUCAUUAUCAGAAGAUAAACAGUGGAAGUUUUACAUCGAAGUUCCUUAUACAGAUCAAUACAAAAUGACAAUCGAAGAGAAUUUUAAUCGAAUUUUGCCAAUAUUAUCUAUUAUUUCUCCAUACACUUUGGAGGAAAUCACUGAUAAUAGUUAUCAAUUAUAUAUUGGUGAACAGGAAGAACUCGUCGCACGAUUUCUCAAAGCGUAUGAGAAUGGAACGAUCAAUCGUCAACUAACUAUGACUCCAAUAGGCAUUGAACAACCAGUUGAUUUUGAGGAACUAAACAAUCAUGAUGAAUGUCGUCGUUUUAUUCAUGAAUGUAUCAGAAAGUACGCUUCUGAAUUACCACGAAACAAGAUUUCUGAACUAUCUUUUACAAAAUUUUUAUAUCGUCGGAUAAAAUUUUUCACCAGUCAUUAUUAUCGAUAUAAUAUGACAUUUGAAAAUCUCGGCUCAACUGCUCUAAAACAAAUGAUUCGAGAAGCUCGAUCACUUUCACAAAUCGAUUUUCGUCAUACAAAUUAUCCUCGUAUAUUCUUUGUUUAUGAUCCACAUUUUUCUUUAUAUUUAUUGCAUGAUGACUGGAACAAUGUUCCAAGAGAAAUCAAACAGCUAUUUAAUGAACGAAAUCCUUCGUUGAGACCUGAAUUUCAACAGAAAGAUUACUAUGCGAAAUGCUUAUCAUGGUUGAUUGAUAUUAAAUAUGAAGAUUUCAUUCAAAUAAUGAAUGAAACGAAGUUUAUUCUAACAGAAAACUUUGCGUAUAAAUUAUUCCAUGUUCAUGAAAGAAAGUUAACAAAACUAUCGUUAAUUAUUGAAGGUGAUACUGGUGUUGGAAAGACAUUUCUUUUGAAAUUCUACUCUUUAUUGUUAAAUGCAAAUAUACUCAAUGCUCCGGUGAAUAAUGAUACUGCACCACGAAUACGUGAAAGACUUAGUUUAUGGUUUAUGACAACAAUCCUUUCGGAAAUAUUAGAAGGGCAAACGAACUUGAUGAAUUCUUUUUUGGAAAAAAUCAAACCGAAACUGAUGGGUCUGGGCGAUAAUGAAAUUGCUGAUAACAAUGACGACGACGACGAAGAAGAAGAAGAAGAAGAAGAAAACAACCAACUGGUGCACAUGUACAGUCAUAGCCUUCAACUGAAUAGCGACGAUCUGGAAGACAAUUUGAAUGACGAAGAUCCUGACGAUCCUGUGCCGCAACCGGCUAAUGCUCUUUUGGUAGUCCCUCCGAUUGUACAACCAGGAGUAAUUGUCGAUCUUCCAUUAUUAGAGGAAAUAAAGAAGUCCUUACUAAACUAUGAAUAUAACAAUGAUAUGUUACGAUAUCUGUGGAAAACGCUUAUCACGAUUGCAAGUGAAAACGCUAUGAAUAUAGUACAAAGCUUAACUUUCGCUUUAUAUGAGCACGUCACAUCUCAAUUAUCUGCUUUGCCAUUAAUUGAACCAAGCUCCCGUCUUCAAAAAUUACUCAAUGAAGUUCGUUCACCAACAGCACACGUAUCCAUUGGAAUCCUCAAUGAAUAUCUGAUACACAGUCAAGUAAAAUCACUCUUCUAUCGUUUAUUAUUACAUCCUGGUGUGACCGAAGAACAACUCGAACAAUUUAUGUUCCCAAUCUGUCAAUUAGCACGCGAAUUAUCCGAUAUAGAGUUCGUCGUAUUCUUUGACGAGGUCAACACUGCAUCAUGUCUUGGUCUUUUCAAAGAAAUGUUUAUUGACCGGACAUUACACGGUAAAGAUCUACCAGAAAAUCUCUUUUUUACCGCUGCAAUCAAUCCAUCGGUUGAAGCAAGUCCUGAUUCUGGUAUUCAUCGGCGAGAUUAUCUUGUCCAUCAAUUGCCGCAAGCAUUGGAAAAUCUCAAAGUGUGUUAUGGACCAUUGGAACAAACAUCGUUGAGAAGUUAUAUUAAGAAAAAGAUUCAAAUACUUCACGGAAAUACCAACGCGAAUCAAAGAUUGGAAAUGCCUUUAGAAGAAUAUGCGCAAGAAAUGUUAUCGGAAUCAAUUUUGAAUGCACAAGAAUUUUGCGAAAAAUAUUUAGGAAAAAAUUCGGUUUCUCAGCGAGAAAUUCAACGCUGCUUCAAUUUAAUCGAUUUCUUUUGGAAGAUUCGAUUCGAUGACGAAGUGGAUAUAGCUGAUGAUGUGUACCAGCCAAAUCCUAUUCGAUGUAUUGCAUUGGCAUUAGCUUUAAUUUAUUAUUUUCGUCUUCCAACCAUCGAAGAUAAUGAACAACGGAAAAAUUACGAGACACCACCACGAGAACAACUUGCUG